This is a messenger RNA of Zonotrichia albicollis (white-throated sparrow), 802 nucleotides long. NCBI's taxonomy places the organism in Eukaryota, Metazoa, Chordata, Aves, Passeriformes, Passerellidae. The record is from RefSeq and is a predicted model, not a curated record.
UUAGGCCUCUUGGCUGAAGCAGGAGAUUUGAGGGUGGAAGAGGGCGUGGAAGCAACCUCUGGCAGUUCUCAUAUGUGUUUUUUAAAAUAUGCAGACCGAUUCUGACAGUGGAAGCAAAGUGUCGGCCGAUGUGCAGCUUCCUGCUGCAGACCAAAACAGAGUGGGUGUGAGCUCUGCUGCAGUGAAGCAUGGCAAAGCUGAAAGAGCAGAACAGAAGGAACAUUUUAUGUCCUCUUCUGAGAAUAAGCUUCCUACAUUACAGGGAGAAGAUCUUCAGCUAAAGGUUGAUUCUUCAACUCAAACAAAUUCUGAGCAGGACAAACAGCUCAAGGACCUGAAAGAACCUCUUAACAAGAAUGAAUAUUAUGCUGACUCAGGGAAGAAUGCCCAAAAGAAGAAGGUAAUAACAAUUUUGAGGAACAUGCAACGCAUCCUGGUUGAGUCUUCUGAUUCUUCAGCUGCAGCUAUCCCCCUGCUGGAAGAACGCAUUCAACGGCUCCAGAUACAAACGGCAAGGCUGGAAGCCACAAUCCAGCAACAAGCCAAGACUAUUGAAGUCCUUGAGACAAUCCAGCAAUCUCUUACCUCAGGCUCUUCUGUGGACCCCAGACUUUGGCACCAUGAUUUUCCACACGCUAUCAAAAACUGUUUUGGAGUGAAGUGUGCAAAGUGAGCCAGUCCCUGGGGCUGGGUCACCCUGCAGGUGUUUCCACCCUUUUGGGUGUCUCUUUGUUGCCAUGAGAUUUGUGAAAUUUAGCAAUUUUAUGUCUAGUGAUCACUAUCUAGUGAUUACUUACUGUUA